This is a messenger RNA of Ceratotherium simum simum (southern white rhinoceros), 1908 nucleotides long. RefSeq names its product GDNF family receptor alpha 3 (gene GFRA3). Gene Ontology annotation, molecular function: signaling receptor activity. Gene Ontology annotation, cellular component: external side of plasma membrane; signaling receptor complex. Gene Ontology annotation, biological process: nervous system development. The record is from RefSeq and is a predicted model, not a curated record. NCBI's taxonomy places the organism in Eukaryota, Metazoa, Chordata, Mammalia, Perissodactyla, Rhinocerotidae.
CGCCGGCGGAGGAGCCCCGCUCGCAGAGCUCCAGCGCCACGAGCGAGGGGAGCGCGGCGCCCGCACAGGCAGAGCGCCCCCGGGGGCGGACACCCGGCGUCCGCACCCCGCUAUGGCGCGCCCCCCGAGCCUGCGACCGCCGCCGCCCGUCCUGCUGCUGCUGCUGCUGCUGCUCGGAGCCGGGGAUCCUCUCCCCAAAGAGGGCCGGCUCGUGAACAGCUGUAUCCAGGCCAGGAGGAAGUGCCAGGCUGAUCCCACUUGCAAUGCUACCUACCAGCACCUGAAUUCCUGCAUUUCUAGUAUAAGCACCCCAUCACCCGCAGAGGAGCCUUCGGUCCUUGCAAACUGCGUGGAGGCCGCACAGCACCUCAGGAAUAGCUCUCUGAUGAGCUGCACAUGCCACCGGCGUAUGAAGAACCAAGCUGCCUGCCUGGACAUCUACUGGACCGUUCACCCUGCCCGCAGCCUUGGUGACUAUGAGCUGGAUGUCUCCCCCUAUGAAGACACAGUGACCAGAAAACCCUGGAAAAUGAAUAUCAGCAAACUGAACAUGCUCAAACCAGACUCGGACCUCUGCCUCAAGUUCGCCAUGCUGUGCACUCUUAAUGACAAGUGUGACCGGCUGCGCAAGGCCUACGGGGAGGCGUGCUCAGGGUCCCGCUGCCAGCGCUACACCUGCCUCGCGCAGCUCCGCGCCUUCUUCGAGAAGGCGUCGGAGCCCCACGCACAGGGCCUGCUGCUGUGCCCGUGCGCGCCCGCCGAUCAGGGCUGCGGGCAGCGCCGGCGAAACACCAUAGCCCCCAGCUGUGCACUGCCGUCUGGGGCCCCCAACUGCCUGGAGCUGCGGCGCCUCUGCCUCUCCGACCCACUGUGCAGAUCACGCUUGGCGGAUUUUCAAACCCACUGCCAUCCCAUAGACAUCCUAGGGACGUGUGCAACAGAGCAGUCCAGAUGUCUGCGAGCAUACACGGGGCUGAUUGGGACUUCCAUGACUCCCAACUUUGUCAACAAUGUCAACAACAGUGUUGCCUUAAGCUGCACCUGCCGAGGCAGUGGCAACCUGCAGGAGGAGUGUGAGCGGCUGGAAGGGUCCUUCUCUCAGAACCCCUGCCUCAUGGAGGCCAUUGCAGCUAAGAUGCGUUUUCACAGCCGACUCUUCUCCCAGGACUGGGCAGACUCUACCUUUUCCAUGAUGGAACGCCAGAAUAAAAACCUUGCUCUGAGGCCACAGCCCUGGGUGCCCUCUCUUUUCUCCAGCCCACUUACCUUGAUUCUGCUCCCGAGCCUCUGGUAACUGGACUUUCCUGGGGGCCCUCUUCCCCUCUUCUCCACCCAGCCUGACCUGCAGACUACAAGGGGUAAGGCAAGGAGAGCAUCAGGAAAGAGGCGCAGUAAACAACGUGGCAACCCUGACCCCACCCAGCACGUCCAGUCGACUCCAGAUGAGGCCACAGUAGAAGCUCACUGGCUGAGUUCUCAUUCCCCCCACUUCUGACUCAGGCUGCCCCUCCUUGGGACUUGGUGACCACAGUUUAGUCAUAUCUGCUGGUGGUGACCAGCUCUACCAAGCUGUCUCCUGAUCCCUUCCUCCUGCCCACCAAGAUCACUGAGGCUUUAACAAAUCAGUUAUUCUCUAUUGCAUUCUCCAGGUAGGCAGGGCUGGGUGUUCUGAGACAGCCUAGAAAGACAUUCCCCAUUGUGAGGAAGGCUGGAGCAAGACUCCUGCCCACUUGUCUCCUCCUCUGAAUGGGGGAUGGGAACCUGCUGCCUGUCCUGCCCUGGGAAUCUGCAAAGCAUUUGAGCAUCAAGAGCCGGAACAUUUGGGCCUUGCUUUCUUCUCGCUACUGUCCCAAAGUACCGCCCCCCCCCAGCUUCUUGGAUCAUGAUUAGACAUUUUGACUUAAAACU